CCCACUCUUUUUACCCUCUCAUGACUCCAUUCCUUCCUUUUAAUUCUUAAGCGAUUGCCUACACACUCGAAAGCUGUCCUUUCCUUCCUCUCUAACGUAAUAGGCCAUAACUUUCUAUCUCUACAAGAUGGCCACAAAACCAGCUGAGGAGGCUUUAGACAUGCUAAAAUACCAGACAUGGUUCUUGAAAGUUUCAAUCCACUGUGAAGGAUGCAAGAAGAAAGUUAAGAAAGUUCUUCAAAGCAUUGAUGGUGUUUACAAGACAGAAGUUGAUUCUCAUCGGCAUAAGGUUACUGUAACUGGCAACGUUGACGCCCAGACUCUUAUCAAGAAACUGGUGAGAUCAGGAAAACACGCUGAGCUUUGGCCUGAAAACUCUGAGAAUAAGGAGAAAAGGUCUGGAAAAUCGAACAAAAAUGACAAGCAGAAGAUCCCAAAAGAUGUUCUAGAAGUUGGUGAUGAUGGCCAUCAUCAGAAGAGUACUCCAGAUGAAAAUCCUGAGACGGACGCAAAAACUAGUAACGGAAAUGGUGGUGAUGAUCAAAACUCAGAUGCUGAAAGUGAUGAUGCUGGUGAAGAAAGUGCUGCUCCUGUGUCUGCGGCAGCCAGUGGUGAUGGCAGUGGUAAAAAUAAGAAGAAAAAGAAGAAGAAGAAAAGGCCAAACGGCAAUUCCAACAAUGGCGCCAAUGGUGCUGAAUCUGGUGGUGUACCGGCUGAUACUGUUUCUUCCGUAGCUGCUCUUUACUCAGCUCCUCCUAUGCCCUUGAUGAUUCAAAGCCCUCCCCAACCACAUGUAUACCAUUAUCCGCCAAUGCAUUACCUACCUCCUCCAGCUUAUGGAAUAAAUUACAGAACAGCAUAUCCUAGUGCAAGUGAGUCCUAUUAUACACAUCCCAUGCACGAUAAUAUUCCCUAUUACCAGAAUAGGUACCAGCCACCAGCUCCACCCUCCGAUCCAAUCAAUGAGUACGGUGAUGAUGAUAACGAGACCGGAUGUUCAGUGAUGUGAAAUAUUUGUUAUGUGGGGUAUACACAGGAAGUUAAUUUAAACUAGGUAGCUAAUAUAAUCAAGUAUCUUGUGCAGGAAGGUGGGGGGGAUUAGUUUUGCAACAUGCAUGUAACAUCAAUUAGAAGUCAGAGGAAAGCUAGGGAGAAAUAAAAAAGGGCUGUUACGGGGUUCAAGCUGUUUUAAUGUUUUGUCUUCAUUUUUUAUGUAAGAAAAAAAAAUGUUGUCUUUAUUUAGCUUGUUCGCUGCUUUUGGUUUAUACUUUAUAUGUAGCCUUUUAAUGUUUGGUUAAUCUUAGGUUUU
Molecule: messenger RNA, 1309 nt
Organism: Populus euphratica (Euphrates poplar)
Lineage: Eukaryota; Viridiplantae; Streptophyta; Magnoliopsida; Malpighiales; Salicaceae
Exons: 3
Coding region: 128-1009 (293 amino acids)
Molecular function (GO): metal ion binding
Source: RefSeq, a predicted model, not a curated record